Molecule: messenger RNA, 3747 nt
Organism: Propithecus coquereli (Coquerel's sifaka)
Lineage: Eukaryota; Metazoa; Chordata; Mammalia; Primates; Indriidae
Gene: AEBP1
Product: AE binding protein 1
Exons: 22
Coding region: 37-3459 (1140 amino acids)
Biological process (GO): proteolysis; negative regulation of transcription by RNA polymerase II
Molecular function (GO): metallocarboxypeptidase activity; RNA polymerase II transcription regulatory region sequence-specific DNA binding; DNA-binding transcription repressor activity, RNA polymerase II-specific
Source: RefSeq, a predicted model, not a curated record
ACGCCCUCCCGGGAGCCCCCCGCGCGUGCCGCGACCAUGGCGGCCGUGCGCGGGGCGCCCCUGCUCGGCUGCCUCCUGGCGUUGCUGGCCCUGUGCCCCGGGGGGCGCCCGCAGACGGUGCUGACCGACGACGAGAUCGAGGAGUUCCUCGAGGGCUUCCUGUCGGAGCUGGAGCCAGAGCCCCGGGAGGACGACGUGGAGGCCCCGCCGCCUCCCGAGCCCACCCUGCGCGUCCGAAAAGCCCAGACCCGGGACAAGUCAGGGACAAGGGCGGGGGCGGCCGCAGAAGCACCUCCAGAAAAGGCCAAAGACAAAGGGAAGAAAGGCAAGAAAGACAAAGGCCCCAAGGCAGCCAAGCAGUCCCUGGAGGGGUCCCCCAGGCCACCCAAGAAGGGGAAGGAGAAGCCACCCAAGGCUACCAAGAAGCCCAAGGAGAAGCCACCCAAGGCCACCAAGAAGCCCAAGGAGAAGCCACCCAAGGCCACCAAGAAGCCCAAGGAGAAGCCACCCAAGGCCACCAAGAAGCCGCUGGCAGGGAAGAAGCCCCCCACCCUGGCCCCGUCAGAAACCGUGGAGUGGCCACUGCCCCCGCCCCCCAGCCCUGGCCCUGAGGAGCUACCCCAGGAGGGAGGGGGGGCCCUUCCAAAUAACUGGCAGGGUCCAGAGGAGGAGACCCGUGCGGAGGCCAGGGAGCAGCAGCCUGAGCCGGAGGAGGAGACCGAGCUGCCCACGCUGGACUACAACGACCAGAUAGAGAGGGAGGACUACGAGGACUUUGAGUACAUCCGGCGCCAGAAGCAGCGCAGGCCGCCCCCGAGCAGGAGGAGGCCCGAGCGGCUCUGGCCGCAGCGCCCGGAGGAGAAGGCCGAGGCCCCGGAGGAGAGGACCGAGCCGCCUCUUAAGCCCGUGCUGCCCCCGCUGCCCCCUGACUACGGGGAUGGCUACGUGAUCCCCACGUACGACGACAUGGACUAUUACUUUCGGCCUUUCCCGCCCCAGAAGCCCGACGCUGAGCGCCAGACGGAUGAAGAGAAGGACGAGCUGAAGAAACCCAAGAAGGAGGGCAGCCCCAAGGAGGACGAGAGCGACAAGUGGGCUGUGGACAAGGGCAAGGACCACAAAGGGCCCCGCAAGGGCGAGGAGUCGGAGGAGGAGUGGACUCCUAAGGAGAAAGUCAAGUGCCCCCCCAUUGGGAUGGAGUCACAUCGUAUCGAGGACAACCAGAUCCGAGCCUCCUCCAUGCUGCGCCACGGCCUGGGCGCACAGCGCGGCCGGCUCAACAUGCAGGCUGGCACCAACGAGGAUGACUACUAUGAUGGGGCGUGGUGUGCUGAGGAUGAUGCAAGGACUCAGUGGAUUGAAGUGGACACCAGGAGGACCACCCAGUUCACAGGCGUCAUCACCCAGGGCCGAGACUCCAGCAUCCAUGACGACUUUGUGACCACCUUCUUCGUGGGCUUCAGCAACGACAGCCAAACGUGGGUGAUGUACACCAAUGGCUAUGAGGAAAUGACCUUCCACGGGAACGUGGACAAGGACACACCUGUGCUGAGUGAGCUCCCGGAGCCAGUGGUGGCCCGUUUCAUCCGCAUCUACCCACUCACCUGGAAUGGCAGCCUGUGCAUGCGCCUGGAGGUGCUGGGGUGCCCCGUGUCCCCCAUCCAUAGCUACUACACACAGAACGAGGUGGUGGCUACUGAUGACCUGGACUUCCGGCACCACAGCUACAAGGACAUGCGCCAGCUCAUGAAGGUGGUGAACGAGGAGUGCCCCACCAUCACCCGCACGUACAGCCUGGGCAAGAGCUCGCGAGGGCUCAAGAUCUAUGCCAUGGAGAUCUCGGACAACCCUGGGGAGCACGAGCUGGGGGAGCCGGAGUUCCGCUACACAGCUGGGAUCCAUGGCAACGAGGCGCUGGGCCGAGAGCUGCUGCUGCUGCUCAUGCAGUACCUGUGCCGCGAGUACCGCGAUGGCAACCCUCGCGUGCGCAGCCUGGUGCAAGACACGCGCAUCCAUCUGGUGCCUUCGCUGAACCCUGAUGGCUAUGAAGUGGCAGCGCAAAUGGGCUCCGAGUUUGGGAACUGGGCACUGGGACUGUGGACCGAGGAGGGCUUUGACAUCUUUGAGGACUUUCCGGAUCUCAACUCUGUGCUCUGGGGAGCUGAAGAGAGGAAAUGGGUCCCCUACCGGGUCCCCAACAAUAACCUGCCCAUCCCUGAACACUACCUUUCCCCAGACUCUACGGUGUCCACAGAGGUCAGGGCCAUCAUUGCCUGGAUGGAGAAGAACCCCUUCGUGCUGGGAGCAAAUCUGAACGGUGGUGAGCGGCUCGUGUCCUACCCCUACGACAUGGCCCGCCCGCCGAGCGAGGAGCAGCUGCGGGCCGCAGCCCUGGCAGCCGCCCGGGGGGAGGAAGAGGAUGAACUGUCUGAGGCCCAGGAGACCCCAGACCACGCCAUCUUCCGCUGGCUGGCCAUCUCCUUUGCCUCCACCCACCUCACCAUGACUGAGCCAUACCGGGGAGGCUGCCAGGCGCAGGACUACACCGGCGGCAUGGGCAUCGUCAAUGGGGCCAAGUGGAACCCCCGGUCUGGGACUAUCAAUGACUUCAGUUACCUGCACACCAACUGCCUGGAGCUCUCCAUCUACCUGGGCUGUGACAAGUUCCCUCAUGAGAGCGAGCUGGCCCGCGAGUGGGAGAACAACAAGGAAGCGCUGCUCACCUUCAUGGAGCAGGUGCACCGCGGCAUUAAGGGGGUGGUGACGGACGAGCAAGGCAUCCCCAUUGCCAAUGCCACCAUCUCCGUGAGUGGCAUUAACCACGGUGUGAAGACAGCAAGUGGUGGCGAUUACUGGCGCAUCUUGAAUCCGGGUGAGUACCGCGUGACAGCCCAUGCAGAGGGAUACACCCCGAGCGCCAAGACCUGCAAUGUGGACUAUGACAUUGGGGCCACCCAGUGCAACUUCAUCCUGGCUCGCUCCAACUGGAAGCGCAUCCGGGAGAUCCUGGCCAUGAACGGGAACCGGCCUAUCCCACACAUCGACCCAUCGCGCCCCAUGACCCCCCAGCAGCGGCGACUGCAGCAGAGGCGCCUACAGUACCGGCUGCGGCUGCGAGCACAGAUGCGGCUGCGGCGCCUCAAUGCCACCACCACUGCGAGCCCCCACACUGAGCCCCCCACGCUGCCCCCUGCCCCUGCCACCACCCUGAGCACUACCCUGGAGCCCUGGGGCCUUCUACCCACCACCACUGCUGGCUGGGAGGAGUCGGAGACCGAGACCUACACAGAGAUAGUGACAGAGUUUGGGACUGAGCUGGAGCCUGAGCUGGAGCCGAGGUGGACCGAGGUAGAGGAGGAGGAAGAGGAGGAGGAGAUAGAGGAGGAGGUGAUGGCCACUGGCCAGGCAUUCCCCUUCACAACAGUCGAGACCUACACAGUGAACUUCGGGGACUUCUGAGACCACAGUCCCAACCAAGGCCCUGGCUCAGCUCAAGCUACAGCAGCACUUCCAGAGCCCGCCACCCGCAGUCACAUCACAUACCAGCACACGGAAUGCCCCCCCAGGUGCGGACCCUGCAAGAAGGGCCAGUCCUGCCCCUUUGAGGGGGCAUAAAUGCGAUCGGGACCCAAGAGCCAGAGUCUGUCUGUGCAGAGGCUCCAGCUUUGCCUGCUGGUAAAGGACAGGUUGCUGCAGCACUGGGGUGGGGGCAGGUCGAGGGAGCCAAAGUCACUAGAAUAAAACAAG